AUGGGUUCAGACCUCAGUGGAGAUUUGUUGUUCUGCCGCUCACAUCUUGACUACGCCAUCUCUACAUAUGGGUGUGCAUGGCUUUGGCAACUACUUCAUUCAUCUGGAAAACCUGUGUCUCCAGCUUCCUUAGAAGGCAAAGUUCUUGCCAUCGAUGUGAGCAUAUGGCUUCACCAAGCCAUGAAAGGAAUGCGGGACACAGAUGGCGGCCCCCUUCCCAAUGCACAUCUUCAGAGUCUUUUUUCACGCAUUUGCAAGCUCCUCUUUUACCGCAUCCGCCCUGUGUUUGUUUUUGAUGGAGGUGUGCCAGUCCUCAAGAAGAAGACUCUGGCUGCCAGAAGGGAACGGAAAAUAACUGUUGAAAAAGAAAAGGGAUGUACCACAGAAAAGUUGCUGCAGAACUUGCUGGCACUGCAUGCUGUAAAGGGAGCACUUGGAAAGUCUCACCAAAGCAACCACCCAAAAAGACCUCCAGAAGAAGACAUAUUUCACUUGUCUCCCUUACCUGAGGAAGACAGAGGUUCUGCUGGCCCCAUUGAAGAUGCUGCAGUAUGGGAAGCAGAACUGGAGAGGAAGAGGAACGAGCUUCUCGAUUUCAGUUGGGACUUUAACCAGAAUUUAGCAGACAUUGACUUUGAGUCACAAGAAUUUGAAGAACUACCCCCAGAAAUAAGACAUGAACUUCUUACAGAGAUGAAAGAACAGAGGAAGGAAGAUGCCCUGGCUCGUUUCAUCGAUAUGCCAAAGGAUGCAGAAGAUUUUUCUAGCUUCCAACUGAAAAAGCUGAUAAAACAAAGCAAACUGACAGGAAAAAUAGAAUCCAUUCGCAAAGAAAUGAAUGCAAGGACUUCCGGAGACAUAGCUUAUGCACUAGGUGAUGACUAUUACGGAGAGGUAGUGGAGGCAAGGCGAGUGGUAUCCGAAGAAGCUGCCCAUUAUAUUCUUAUCAAGGGUCUAACGAAACGACAGCAGAUAGAAGAGGCCAACAGAUUUUCAUCAGAAAAUAGAGACUUAGUCAAAAAUGAAAAUCAAAGCAACAUUGCUAAACAGACAUUUGUUUCAAAGAAAAGAAAAAAAUUCAAAGCUGAAGAAGAUGCAUCUGAGACAUCAGAAGAAAAUGGGGCAGAAGACGUGCAAAUAAGUUGGGGGAAAACUUUACAGUUCAGUGAACAGGAAUGUGAACAGGUGCCUAGUGGCAGUGAUGAUGAUUCUUCCAUAUCAAGAAGACACAAGAAAAGAGGAAGUCUCACAAUUAAAGGAAGUGUGUCUUGUGGUGAGGACAAGAGGAAAGAAGUACUGAAACAGAAAGGAAAUGCUUGUGAUGUGAAGAACGUGGCUUUGGAUGAGAGAGAGUCAGAUACAGACUUAACAGAUUUUACUGAGACCAGUGUGCCUAAAGAGAUUCAAGCCACUGAUGUGUCAACAUCUCAACAUGGACCUUAUUUUGACAAUAGUGACUUAGCCAGGGAUGUAUGUCAUGACAGUGUAGAGACUGGCACGAUAUGCUACAAUGAACAAAUGGAUGUCAAGGAAUUGGAAGUUGAAAGACAGCGUCUUAUUUUGGAAGAGGAAGAGCUUGUUAAAAAAAGAGAGGCAAAGAUAGCAGCUUUGAUGAAAUCUUUAGAAAAACGCAAUAUUUUGUCUGAAAGCAAAUCAGAGUCUUUGAAUAAUGAUGGGUCAAGAAAACAGAAGAAGAAUGUAUUAACAGAAGAAAGAUCAUUGUUCAAAGAACAAGAAUUCAAAAAGACCUUUUUCUCUGUAGAUAAUUUCUCACAGGAAGCAGAAAUAGGUACAACUGAUAGUGAUAUGGGUUCUUUUUCAAAAGUUACUGGGAAUAUUUCCCAGCAUGAAAACAUUUCACAGAAAAAAGCAGGAGGAACUGGGAAUAUCUCAAUGUAUGAAACAAGUUCAGACAAAAAAGUGGUAAAGACUGCGGGAGUUUGGGAAGAUAUGCCAUCAGGAGAGGGUAAGGCUUUUAAAAAGAAUCCAAAACCUUUGAAACAAACAGAUUGUUCUGUAAAUUUGUCAUCAAGAAAAUAUGCAGUGCCUUCUAUGACUGUUGACUACCUUGAAGACCUCGGACCAGGAGAGCCUGCUUCAGCUGGAGAAUCUUUGAAGGAGACAUUGCUUUGCAAAAGUGAAACACCACCAGCAGCCAGUACAUGUUCAAUAAAAACUGCUGAGGAAUCAUUACCAGAAAACCAUGAAAUCCAUGGAGAUGGAAAUAGUGUGUACAGGAAGUGUAAAAUGGUUGAAGCAAGCCCUUCAGCAUCUCAAAGCCUGGAAGAAGAUUCUGAAGUUCACAUGAAGGCUUCAUUGAAGUCACUUUCGACCCCAUCCUGGCCCAAGAGGAUAAUCUUUUUCCUGCCAGCAUUUUUAUCACCUGUCAACCAGAAGACAAAACGGCCAUUUCAUGGAAGCAUAAACACUGAACCCACAGAUAAAGGAAGAGAUAGUUCUAAACAAAUGCCUGUUUGUGACCAAAAUGGUAGUGAGACUGACUGUCAGUUUGUUAAAGAGACCAGGAGUGCAAAUGGGCAGGCAGUGAAUGACAGAGUUAAGACCAGCACAAUGAUCACUGAUUCUGUUGAAGGUAAUGAGUUCCCCAUUAUAGAGCAAAAGAAGGCAUCUGAAAUGGAGCUGCAGAUGGAAGAUCGAGAAGUAACUGACCCAGUUUUCACAGGCGUGGAAACAUUGAGUGAUUUGUAUGCCAAGCAUAAGGUGCUGUCUAGUGAGAGACAAUCACUGGCCAGCGAGCUAGGAAAACAAACAAGGCUUACAUCUUCCAUUUCUGACAAAAUUAAUCAGGAAGCGCAGGAACUCCUGCAGCUGUUUGGCUUGCCUUUUGUUGUCAGCCCAAUGGAGGCUGAAGCACAAUGUGCGCAGCUGGAACUAGAUGGUUUGACUGAAGGCACACUCACCGAUGACAGUGAUGUAUGGCUUUUUGGAGCUAAAAGAGUCUACAAGAACUUCUUUAAUCAAAGCAAAUAUGUCGAGUUCUAUUCAGCUGAUGCUAUCAGAGAGAAAUUUUGCCUUGACAGAGAGAAGUUAAUCAACAUUGCUCUGUUGUGUGGAAGUGACUACACAGAAGGCAUUACUGGCGUUGGUCCUGUCCGGGCCUUGGAGAUUAUGGCUGAAUUUCCUGGUGAGGGCUUGCAGGGAUUACAUAACUUCAGGGAAUGGUGGGAAAAAAGCCAGAAAUCUAGGCAUAGGUAUGGAUCAAGCAAAGUACAGAGCAAGCUAUGCAACUUGAAGCUACAUGAAGGAUUUCCAUGCCAGCAAGUGGUUAAUGCAUACACUCAGCCUACAGUAGAUGAGUCAAAAGAGCCUUUUUCAUGGGGUGAACCUAAUUUAGAUCUGUUGAGACAAUUUGCAAAGGAAAAAUGUGGAUGGGACCGCCAGAAAAGUGAUGACAUCUUACUUCCAAUGAUUAAAGAAUAUUCAAAGAAAAGGACUCAAGGAAAAAUUAGCAGCUACUUUCAUCCAGAGAACUACAUAAAGCCAGCAAAAGUCGGCAGCAAACGUCUUCAGAAUGCACUGAAUAGACUUCAUCACAAUGGAGAGUCAUCAUCUGACUCUGAUACCACCUCAGAUGACUAUAACCAACACGUCAGGCUUCCAGAUGCAAGCUUUCCUGAGGUAGGUGAGGGUAUAAUAGACAAAGCCAACAAAAUCCUAGAAAGGUCAUCAGCUCACAGAGGCAAGGGUAAAGGGAAGUCAAGCAAGACUAAUGUGAAAACCAGAACAGACACAAAGAAGUCAGACAAUAACAAUCGGGGUCAGAAAGGUCAAGUAAGACGUGGAGCUGGUAGGGGCCAGAAUGUCCUAGCAAAGAGGACUGUGAUAUCUAAGAUUGAAGUUUCUCUUUCUGAGAGCAGCUCCAGUGAAGAAGAAUUUGCAAGUAAAAAACCUGCCAAAAGAAAAAAUACUCAGCCCAUGGAUGCUGAGAUACACAAAGCAAGGAUAAUCAAGAACACAAAUUCCAGUGAACAGAGAAAGAUACAACAUACAAAUACCUCUGCAAAAGCUGUUGCAAAUCUUAGAGCAAUCAAAGGAGUAGGUGGAACCCUUGAAAACCAGGACAAAAAGAUAAAAACUUUGCCACAAGUUGAGACUGCUCUUGGUCCAAACCUAGACACUGGCAUUAUUACCAUUGAGGAUCUUGGAAGCGAUUUCAGUGAGGAAGAUUACCACUAGGCAAUUUUUGUAAGAAUGUAUAGUUUGUCUCUCAAGGGAGGAGUGGGUGG
Messenger RNA from Pomacea canaliculata, 4247 nucleotides. RefSeq names its product DNA repair protein complementing XP-G cells homolog. Bases 1 to 4197 code for a protein of 1398 amino acids. The transcript is spliced from 16 exons. The record is from RefSeq and is a predicted model, not a curated record. Gene Ontology annotation, biological process: nucleotide-excision repair. Lineage: Eukaryota; Metazoa; Mollusca; Gastropoda; Architaenioglossa; Ampullariidae. Gene Ontology annotation, cellular component: nucleus. Gene Ontology annotation, molecular function: single-stranded DNA binding; DNA endonuclease activity.